AUGCCUACUACUACUGCUACUACUACUGCUACUACACCAACGUCUACAUCUAUAGCUACUACUACUACUACUACUGCUGCUGCUACUACUACUACGCCAACGUCUACAUCUAUAGCUACUACUGCUACUGCUGCUACUCCUGUUGUAGUUGUUACUAGCGGUACUUCUACUAAUAAGCCUGAGGCACCUACUAAGUCUAUUGUGAUCAAAGAUGAAACUCCCGCUAUUAAGGAGCAAAAGGUCUUUAUUGGUAAUCUCUCGUUUAGUACUACAAAGGAGUCCCUUACCUCUUUUGCUGAAAGCGCUGGUAAAGUUUUGGAGGCAAUUAUUAUCAAAAGAGGUCGUAGACCCAUUGGUUAUGGUUUUGUCACAUUUGAGACAGAAGGAGCUGUUCAGAAGGCCAUCAAGGAAUUUGAUCAUAAGAUGCUGGAUGGUCGUGAAAUUAAUGUUCAAAUGGCUCGUCCAAAGGAAAUCAAUAACGAAUCAGAACAUGAUACAUCUCAUAGAAAGAAGCGCUCCUUUAGACGUCGUAAUAAUAAUAAUCAACAUCGUCGUCGUCGUCGUCGUCAGCGUGCUGAAUCUUCAUCUACUAUUGAUAAAAAGGAAACAGUAGAUCAACCCAAGAAAGACGAAGUCAAAAGGAAUCAAAUAGAAGAAACUCCUCUUGAUGAGAAUAAACGCUCAAUUAAAAAGAAGAACAAUAAUAGGGUUAAGCCUGAAAGGAUCCCCACUGAACCCUCCAAGACCACUCUUUUCGUUGCCAACUUACCUUAUGCUACUACAUCUGAAGAACUGAAAGAUCAGGUCUUUAAAAAUUAUAAAGUCGUUUCUGCUUAUAUCGCUCGUAUGAGAAAUGGUCGUUCUAAAGGAUAUGGUUUUGUUGAAUUUGAAAAUGAAAAGGAACAAUUGAAAGCCCUAGAGUUGACAAAGGAUCUUGCCUUGGAUGGACGUUCUAUCUAUUUGAAAAUUGCCUUCACUGCUUUAAAGAAGAAGGAAGAAGAAGAAGAGGAAACUAAUAAGGUUGAAGUUUUAAAAGUAAAUGAUACCAAAAAAUAAUUCCAUUACUACGUAGAGUAUAAUAUGCAAUGAAUACUUUGCAUGUAAUAUACAUACAUAUACAUAUACAUAUACAUACAGAUAUAUAUAUAUAUAUGUAUAUAUAUACAUACAUAUACAUAUACAUAUACAUACAGAUAUAUAUAUAUAUAUGUAUAUAUAUACAUACAUAUA
Cokeromyces recurvatus is the source of this 1230-nucleotide messenger RNA. RefSeq lists its product as uncharacterized. Gene Ontology annotation, molecular function: RNA binding. The record is from RefSeq and is a predicted model, not a curated record. The transcript is spliced from 3 exons. Bases 1 to 1056 code for a protein of 351 amino acids. NCBI's taxonomy places the organism in Eukaryota, Fungi, Mucoromycota, Mucoromycetes, Mucorales, Mucoraceae.